This is a messenger RNA of Cryptomeria japonica (Japanese cedar), 2894 nucleotides long. Its product is annotated as pentatricopeptide repeat-containing protein DOT4, chloroplastic-like. NCBI's taxonomy places the organism in Eukaryota, Viridiplantae, Streptophyta, Pinopsida, Cupressales, Cupressaceae. Gene Ontology annotation, biological process: RNA modification. Gene Ontology annotation, molecular function: protein binding; zinc ion binding; RNA binding. The coding region runs from base 228 to 2621 and encodes 797 amino acids. The transcript is spliced from 2 exons. The record is from RefSeq and is a predicted model, not a curated record.
AAUAAUAUCUGUAACACCUUUUACAACAUAAUUCUCAUCUUCCUAAAAUGUGCGACAGUUUAAGAAAAUGAAUAGGCCUAAAAGCUUCCUAUGUGCUAUAAUGGAAGCACCCUGGCUUUGUUAUUGAGGUAAACGCAGACUACUGAGUGACUACACAAAUUUUCUACGCUUCAAUUACAAUCAUAAAAUGCCAUGACUUCCUUUACUGAUUUCAAUUUCACAACAUUAUGUUGGAGGAGGCGCUGGACAUUCUGCUUGCUACACACAUCUCCCCUGCAGACUCCUCAACAUAUCUUCAAUUAUUGCAGACCUGCAUUCUCAAGAAUGCGCUUUCACAAGGGAAAAUGGUCCACUCUUUCAUCGCUCACAGGCGAUUUGCAUUUGCUACACGCGCAGCUUUUCAGAAUAAGCUUAUUUCCAUGUAUGCCAAGUGCGGGAGUUUGGUUUAUGCUCGUAAAGUGUUUGACCAUAUGAAAGAGCGAGACAGCUUCUCAUGGAAUUCGAUAAUUGCAGCAUAUCGAAGAUUUGGGUUUCCUCACGAGGCAGUCACAUUGUCUCACCAAAUGCAACGAACAGGUCUCCAGCCUGAUCAGUUCACAUUUGCUAGCGUACUUCCAGCCUGUGCCAAAAUGGGAGCUCUAGAACAGGGUAUGAACAUCCAUCAAAGCAUAACGGAUGGAGAAUUUUUGUCAGAUGUUGUAGUUGCAAAUGCCCUGGUAGAUAUGUAUGCAAAAUGUGGAAAAGUAGACAAGGCAAGUGAACUGUUUGACAGAAUACCUCAAAGAAAUGUCAUCUCAUGGAAUGCAAUGAUUGUAGGAUAUGUACAAAACGGGCGUGUUGAAAAAGCUUUAGAAAAUUUUAAGCAAAUGCAAUUGACAGGUGUAAAGGCAAGCUCCACAACCUUAGCCAGCAUCCUACCAGCCUGUGGCAAAAUAGGAGUUUUGGAACAGGGUAUGAACAUCCAUCAAAGUAUAACAGAAGGGGGAUUUUUGGCAGAUGUUGUUGUAGCAAGUGCCCUGAUAGACAUGUAUGCAAAAUGUGGAAGCAUGGAUAAAGCAUGUGAAGUAUUUGACAGAAUGUCUCAAAGAAAUGUUGUCUCAUGGAAUGCCAUGAUUGUAGGUUAUGCAAAAAACGGAUUUGCUGAAAAGGCUUUAGAAACUUUCAAGCAAAUGCAAUUGGCAGGUGUAAAUCCAAAUUCCACAACCAUUGCCAGCAUCCUCCCACCCUGUGCCAAAAUGGGAGCUUUGGAACAGGGCAUUGACAUCCAUCAACGCAUAGUGGAAGGAGGAUUUUUGUCAGAUAUUGUAGUUGCAAGUGCCCUGGUAGACAUGUAUGCAAAAUGCGGAAGCAUAGAAAAGGCAUGUCAAUUGUUUGAAAAAAUGCCUAAAAGAAAUGUGGUCUCAUGGAAUACCAUGAUUGUAGGAUAUGCACAAAAUGGAUUUGUUGAAAAGGCUUUAGAAACUUUUAAGCAAAUGCAAUUGGUCCGUGUAAAACCAAAUUCCACAACCUUUGCCAGCAUCUUUCCAGCCUGUGCCAAAAUGGGAGCUUUGGAACAUGGUAUGGACAUCCAUCAUAACAUGAUGGAAGGAAGAUUUUUGUCAGAUGUUGUAGUUGCAAAUUCCCUUGUAUAUAUGUAUGCAAAAUGUGGAAGCAUAGACAAGGCACGUGAACUGUUUGACACAAUGCCUAAAAGGAACGUGGUCUCAUGGGAUGUUAUGAUUGCAGGAUAUGCACAAAAUGGAUUUUUCAAGGAUGCUCUCAUGACCUUUGAAUUAAUGAAGGACUCUGGAACAUCUCCUGACACUGGAAGCUUUGCUUGUGCUCUAUUUGCAUGUAGCCAUGCAGGUUUAGUGGACCAGGGCUGUACAUAUUUCAAUCAUUUGAGGAACUUUAAUUGCAUUACACCUACAAUUGAUCACUAUGUGUGCAUGGUCGACCUUCUUGCCCGUGCUGGAUAUCUUGAGGACACCCUAAACUUUAUCAUUAAGAUGCCAGUUAAACCUGUGGUGGUUGUAUGGCUGUGUUUUCUUGGUGCAUGUAGAUCACAUAUGAAUGUAGGCUUAGGGGUAUUUACAGCGGUGCUGCUUUUGGAUUUAGAUUCAAAAAAUGCUGCGACUUAUGUUCUUCUCUCAAACAUCUAUGCAGUAGUGGGCAGGUGGAGUGAGGUACAAAUGGUAAGGAGAUUAAUGAAUGAUAGAGGAAUCAGAAAGAUUCCUGGAUGUAGUUGGAUUGAAGACCAUAAAAUGGUACAUACUUUUUGUAUAGGAGACAGAUCACAUCCACAGACACCAGAAAUCCAUGCAAAGUUGGAAGAAUUAGCUUGGGAGAUGAAGGCAGCAGGGUAUUUUCCAGAUUCAAGACAUUCACUUAAUGAUUUGGAAGAUGAGGAAAAAGAAUUAUUUCUCUGCCAUCAUAGUGAAAAGUUGGCAAUUGCAUUUGGUUUGUUAAACAUGCCUCUGGGAACAACUAUUAGAGUUGUUAAGAACCUUCGAGUAUGUGUUGAUUGUCACACUGCAACAAAAUUCAUCUCCAAGAUUGCUGCAAGAGAAAUAGUCGUGCGAGAUGCAAAUCGCUUCCAUCAUUUUAGACAGGGACAAUGUUCUUGCGGAGAUUAUUGGUGAUGCUAAAUGCAGCAAUCUGAAGAUAGCGUUGCACUAUAAUAAUAUUCAUCAUGCCAGACCUGCAGCAAUAAUGAAGGGACAAGGAGGCCUACAAAUGUAUGUAAUGAAAAGCUGCAGGAGGUGGAGGAUAUUGGGAAGAAAAUAAAAGGUGUGGAAUACAUCAAAUAAAUGGAAAGAUGCUUGAUUAGUAGGAAAUGAGGGAGGAGGGUUCACAAUCAACCUUUGUCAUUUUGUAUGUUUUUUUGUUUAAUUAAUUGUAUUAUAAAUUUUUAU